Molecule: messenger RNA, 1432 nt
Organism: Nicotiana tabacum (common tobacco)
Lineage: Eukaryota; Viridiplantae; Streptophyta; Magnoliopsida; Solanales; Solanaceae
Source: RefSeq, a predicted model, not a curated record
AGUUUGACGCCUAUUAAAAAUCUAAAUCUGCAAAAUAUGUUCCUAUAUUAAUAUUAAUUCUUCACUAACCCUUUAAAUUUUUUAACACACGUGACUUUAACCCAAAAAGCUUCACCAAAAAUAAUAUUUUUCUCCCCCCAGACACUACCAGCCUCUAUCGUCUUUCAUCUUCUCCAUCAUCUCCCCACAUCCCUCUCUCGUCUUUGCCAUCAAUUACCCAAAAUAAAAAAGCGCUCUUUCUCAAAUUGUUAAAACCUUGUAUACGUGGCUGAUGUUAAACUAUUAACGGGUAUUUUCGAGAAAAUUGGCACUCGGAUUUGGUAAAGGCUGGGGUUUGUGCAGGAGCUUACCAGAAAUUGUCUUCUCAUUUUAAUACAGAACCAUUAGAAGUUUGAUCAGCUGCCUCUUGGGGAGUUACCUUUGUAGCAAUUAAGAUUGACCAUUUUCUGAUAAAAAUAUCUCCACACAACUGGUGAUGAGUACAAACAUAUAGUUGCUUCAUUUUUUGAUAUCUUGAAUGGCUGGAUCUUUGUUGCCAGUGGGUAAGGCAGUCCUAUGUUCCCGCCAACCUUCCAAUGGUUAUAUCUUCAAUGUCAAUCUCCAGCAGCCGAAAUCAAUCCCAAAUCUCCUUCCAUACAAGAAAAGAGCUAAACAGAACAAUAAUUUGAACAAGUCAGUGCUCUUAAGCCCAUUAGUUUGUCAAUACCGGUUGAGACCGGUUUCUGCGCUUGACUCAGAUGUUCCAAGUCCUAUUGAUCAGAGAUCAGAAGAUUUGAAGAGCAGCGAGAGCUUUAAGCAGUGGGAUUCAUUGACUGCAAAAUUUGCAGGAGCUGCAAAUAUUCCAUUUCUCAUAUUACAACUGCCUCAGAUAAUACUCAAUGCUCGUAACCUUCUAGCAGGAAAUAAUGCUGCAUUAUUUGCUGUUCCAUGGCUGGGGAUGUUCACUGGAUUGCUUGGUAAUUUGUCUUUGCUAUCAUACUUCAUAAAGAAGAGGGAGACAGAGGUGGUCGUUGUGCAAACGUUGGGGGUCGUGACCAUUUAUAUUGUGAUAUCACAACUAGCCAUGGCUGGAUCUAUGCCAUUACCUCAUUAUGCAGUCACUUCUGUUGUUAUUGCAUGUGGUCUUGUUGUGAACUUCAUGAACUACUUCUACUUGCUCAAUCCCGUAAUCUGGCGUUACUGGGAGGAUUUCAUUACUGUUGCUGGGCUAUCUGCACUUCCCCAAGUCAUGUGGUCAACUUUCAUCCCAUAUGUUCCAAAUACCAUCUUGCCUGGUGCUGUAGCUUUUGUUGUGGCUAUCCUAGCAGUCAUUAUGGUAAGCUAUGACAUUUGCAGCUUGUUCAUGUGGUUGCUUUUACGAGGAGAAUGUUUUGUGAGAAAGCACGGGAGAAAAUAUAUUAUUGAUAUUAGAUAAUAAAUACAAUACAAGAAG